ACCGGCCAGGGUCGUGCGCCGCCCGCUCUCCUUCGCGAGUCCGCCGCGCGCCGCUGUGUGUAUGUGUGUGUGUGUGUGUGAGAAAGGGAUAGAGCGCGCGCAUACGUCAGGCAGCCGCCACGCGAAAACGUGCCCCACGUUGUCGCGCUCUCGUCGUUCGCGCGUGUGUUCCUCGCGUACGCCGGUGUUUCGAUCAACAAUACACACGGGACAUCUCUUCUCGUGAACGAGCUCCGCGAGGGUGCGUGUGGCGGCGAUUUUCCGCAGCACUUGACAAGCACACGCACAGACGACGAACUCCGCGGAAGUGCGUCGGUAAAUUCGCUCGCGUUGUCGCCAUAACAGCGUCGUUCGCGGCAAUCAGCGUGACGUUGGCCGCGCGUCCGAACUAACGGGUGGAAGAGAUCGUUGAGUUCGUCUCUACUUGUGAGCCACGUCGGUUCGUUCUCGGGGAGGAAAACGCGACACAGCGAACGGGACCAGAGCAUGAGGACGGACAGCAAGCUGCAGCUCGAUCACUGCCAAUUGCUCGCCGGCGCACAGAGCGAUCGACGCGCGACGACGUCAACGACGACAACACGACGUCAGCGAGGUUAAGGUAAUCGCGCGCGUUCGUCGCGACGACACUUGUGUCACUUGUCGUUUUAAAUGGAGGAACAAAGUUGCCGGCAACGUAGUUCCUUCUCGCAAUCGUCGUUCUUAUCGCUCGAUAUUCUCCGCGCUAAACGCGUAUCGGACGCGCUCUAGAGAGGAAGAAAGAGUGAGUGAUUGAGUGAGUGAGAGAAAGAGAGAGGAAGCAUAGAGCGAAUGAAAAAUCCGAUAACGACGGAUCGUUUUCCGCCUGGCAGGUAACAUCACGCGUCAGUGUCGUCCUCCUCGUACCCGUCCGUGAGCGGCGACGCAGGGAAAGGGUCACCCGAGUCGAACACGAGGCGGGCGCGCGCGUACUCUUUCAAAGACGAUCGCGCAAUUCGAAUACGCCAUUUUGCGCGCCGGUGAUCAGCCGCGGCCAGAGUGCUCGUCGACCUGCAUACGUGCAAAAGGGCACACGGACAUACCGUCGGGCGUAGCUGGAUGCUCUUGGCAGCUGAGGACGUUCUCUCUCCCUCUCACGUCGUCGUCGGGACGUCCGUAAUUCGCGCGCGCACCAAGACGAUCUCGAGCUGUGCGAGAGAGAGGGACAGAUACAGAGAUAGAUCGUCUUCGACGUGAUCUGCCGUUGACGUGACCUAGCCUAACGUAACUUUCGUCGCCACACCGGUCGGUGCUCCUCCGACGAGCUUGUCGCGUGUGUUAGUGUGUGUGUGUACGAGCAAGCCCUCUACUGCCGCCCUGUGUACCUUCCGGACCUCACCUGCGACUAUCGGAUGGGCCUGUGGACUUCACGCAUCGGCUGCUGUUGCUGUGGCGGACUGGUUCGUCGACCAACGUCGAAGAUGCAGUAAUAGGUUGGACUUGGCGGACAGAAGUCACGACAUUCGGUCAAGCUCGUCAAGGAAUACUCUCGAAGAAAAGCAAAUUGACCGUGCUUGACUUUCUGGAACAAUUGCGAAGGAUCUCAGUGCUACUUGUACUUCUUGAAUCACGCAUCAAAUUUUCGUCUUCAUUUUCCUCGAAACGUACUGUGUAUAACAUACAUAUGUGGCUACUGUGAAAAAGGAGAUCGACGCGUGCUGUGACCGCCCGGCGACCAUCACGAUGCCAGGAACGUGCUUGAUGACCGAUGCGGUCAGGGCCGCGGAUAGUUAGUGAUGAGGAGGAGCGAGUUAUCGGCGUGCCGACGGCCCAGGUCACCAGUAACAUGCCAGUCCUUGGUGCCACCAGCGCCGAGCCGACUCCACUUCGAGGACUUCUGAUCGCCGCCGCCGUCCUAUUGUCCCUGCCGCGUGUCUGCCGCUGCACGGAUCCAGGACAAUGCACCGCGGCGUUGGGCAUGGAGACCGGAGAAAUCCCCGAUGAGGACAUCACGGCGAGUUCUAUGUACGAUCCCAGCCUCGGACCGAAGCAUGCCAGGUUACGGCAGGACAAGGCCGGCGGCGCCUGGUGUCCGCGUAACAUGGUGACCAAGGAGGGCAAGGAGUACCUGGAGGUGAACCUGCACAGUCCGCGACUAUUGACAUCGACCAGGACUCAGGGCAGAUUCGGCAACGGCAACGGGGUCGAGUACACUGAGGAGUACUUUAUCGAGUAUUGGCGGCCGGGGUUCAACAAGUGGGUGCGAUGGAAGAAUCGACGUGGCAAGGAGCUGUUGGCGGGCAAUAACAACGCGUACACGGAGAAGGAGCAGAUCUUCGACCCGGCCAUAGUCGCGACCAAGAUCCGCUUCAUCCCUUACACCUCUCACAUGCGCAUAGUGUGCAUGCGCGUAGAGCUGUACGGCUGCCCAUGGACAGAGGGUCUCGUCUCGUAUUCCAUGCCCCAAGGAAUCAAGAGGGGCUCCGAGGUUGACCUUUCCGACAGAACGUACGACGGCCGGGAAGAAGGAGGUUACCUCUCCGGGGGACUUGGUCAACUCGUCGACGGGCAAAAGGGUCCCGACAACUUCAGAUUGGACGUCAGCGGCAACGGCAAGGGCUACGAGUGGGUCGGCUGGCGGAACGACACGCCCAACAUGCUCGGACGUCCGGUGGAAAUAACUUUCGAGUUCGACUACUCGAGGAACUUCACUGCCAUACACCUACACAUGAACAAUUACUUCACGAAGGACGUGCAGGUUUUCUCGUACGCGAAGGUCUACCUUGGCAUGGGCGGCAAUCAGUUCACCGGCGAGCCCGUCCACUUCUCCUACAUACCCGACCAGGUGCUCGAACAGGCGCGCGAGGUCACCAUCAAGCUGCACGCGCGCGCCGGCCGCUUUCUCAAGUUGCAGCUCUACUUCGCGGCGCGCUGGAUCAUGCUCAGUGAAGUGAUCUUCGAGUCAGUUAUCUCCGAAUGGAACAACACCGAGGACGAGGAGGCGAAGAACAAGAGUGCCAUUGUGCUCGCGACUGGCAGCCCCUAUCAGAAUAACGAGGGUCCACUGCAGAGGGACGAAGUGAAGGCCACUUUUAAUAAGGAAGAGAGCAAAGAUAACGCCUUUCCAGAUAAGAGCAAAGAGCCAGAAUCGAAGCAAUUCGUCGGCCUGGUGAUCGGCAUCCUGACGACCGUGAUCGUGAUGCUGCUCGCAGCGAUCACGUUCAUUUUCUACAGAAACCGCAGGCUCAAGGCCGCCCUCGCGCCAUCGACCUUCUACGAUCAGCAGGGUGAUCAUCUUAAGGUUUCCGUGCAGGAGCAGGGUGAGCACAAGGGACCAAUUUGCCCUCCGCUUCCGACGCAGUACCAUUCGACCGCCUACAGCACGACGACGCCGCAGUUACACAAACCCGUCACGGAUUAUGCCGGGAUCGGCGAGCCGGUGCAGCCGGUUAUUCCGCUCCUGCUCAACUCGGCGAUCAAUCUCGCCCGGCCAAUUCCGGCAGCCCAAGAAUACUCGUCUAACCCGCCGCCGCCCAUACCACCGCCGCCGGAGAAGUAUUACACCAAUACGGACAUCUGCAAGAAUCCUUUACCACCACUGCCACCAUCACCGACGCCGAGCACGCCACCCCCAAUGAGCGCGAAAGCCUCCAGCAGCAUGACUAGCUACAGUCCGGAGGAUAUGCUCACGGAGGAGGAGGAAGAGAUCCCCGAGUGUAUCUUCGACUUUCCGCGGGAGAAGCUCAGCAUCGUUGAAAAUCUCGGAUGCGGAUACUUCGGCGAUGUUCACAUCUGCGAGGUCGACAGGUUUCCCGGAUACGAGGAGAUCUUCAAGAAUAUCUCCAGCGACCUGGUGCUUGUUAAAUCCUUAAGACCGGGGUCCUCCGAUGCUAUUAGGAUAGAAUUUCAACAGGAGGCGAAGAGGCUGGUACGAAUCGCCGAUCGAAACGUCGCGCGGCUACUCGGUGCCAGCCUCGAGGACGAUCCCAUGUGCAUCGUAUUGGAAAACGGCGAGUACGGGGAUUUGAAUCAAUACCUGCAGAGUCACAUCGCCGAGACGUCGAGCAUGCACACGGCCAAGACCCUCAGUUUCGGCACAUUGGUUUACAUGGCCACGCAAAUAGCAUCCGGCAUGAAGUAUCUUGAGGAAAUGGACUUCGUGCAUCGGGAUCUCGCCACAAGGAAUUGCAUAGUGGGUCGCGGAUGCAUCGUCAAGAUAUCCGAUUUGGGCAGCGGACGGAGUGCAUACGCAGCGGAUUACUUCCGUGUCGAAGGACGACCGCCGUUACCGAUCCGAUGGAUGGCGUGGGAGUCAAUGCUAAUGGGAAGGUACACAUGCAAGGGCGACGUGUGGGCGUUCGCCGUGACCCUGUGGGAGAUCCUGACGUUCGCGCGGGAGCAGCCCUUCGAGGAAUUUCCGGAUCAUCGAAUAGUGGAGAACGCGACUCACUUUUACGAGGAGGAUAAGCGAAGGAUGAUACUGCCGCUGCCAAAGAACUGCCCGAAGGAGAUCUACGAGCUGAUGCGCGAGUGCUGGCAGAGGAACGAUGUCGACCGGCCGACGUUUCGCGAGAUUCAUCUGUUCCUGCAGCGCAAGAACCUCGGCUACAAACCCGGCGAGUCCAACGAUACCUGAUACAGAGAACUGGAAGGCUGGAACCUGAUCCGGCUUUCUAUGAUCGGCGAGCUCAACGGCAACUGGUGGAACUGCCCAUCAUCGACCAAGCUAGAUCAAGCCAGACCAAGUUAGUACCUAGGUGACGAUCCGCAAAUCGGCACGAACGAAUCAACCAACCCGAGUCGCCGUCGUCGUCGUCGUCGGUUACACGCGCGUUACACGUCGGCCACGUGCCGAUGACGACCGGUGGGAGCGUACGCCACCGCUGUUAUCGUGACACGCUAACGUUGCAGGUAGAGUACAACGCCGGCAUGUCGUCGUAGCGGACGCCUCGAUCCCGGGAUCGAUCCCGUGGUCGAUUUCGCGCGCCGACAGCGCGCUCCCCACGAUUUCUUCUCACACGACGUCGGCGUGGAGUCUCUCCUCUUCGAGCCGCGCGUACGUACAUCGUACACACGCUGUUGUGAAUAGCGUUAGCUAACCGACAACCGGUAUGAAUCGCACAAAUCACUGUCGCCGUAGUAGCAGCAACAGCAGCAGCAGCAGUGCGCACUUCGCGAAGGAGCGCGUGGAUCUCGCGAUUCUCGCGGUUUCUCACGCCAACGAGCGGGCGAAUAGCCGAAGCCGAAGAGCGCACGGGUCGUUAUCACCGUCGAGAGGACGGAUGGGUCGACGUCCGUCCGUCCUGUCGGCCGUCGCUUGCGUAACGUUUGACAAUUGACAAUAGCCGUAACAAUGUUCGUUUCUUAGUUGACGAUUCGCGAUGGAAUUCCAGCCGGGAUCCUAUUUGUAAUUUCGUGAGCCGCGUUACGCUCUACGUGCCCGAGGAUUUAUUAUUCGCGUGUGUGUGCGUGUGUGUAUGUAUGUGUAUGUGUGCGCACUCGUCUUCAUGUAAGUGUUAUAUUGCGAUUUCGAGCAAUGGAACUGUGCGUCCCGGCGCGGGGAUUCCGUCGCGAAUCAGACCGAUCGUCCACGAAGCGGGCGUUAUACGACAAGCGCGCUGCGCUUGUUCACCCUUUGAUCCCGUGCAUCGUUUCUCCCGCCAAUCCCGAGAAUACGAACUGUCAGCGCGGAAAAAAGCUUGCGACACUUUUUUCCUCUCCCAAUGAAUUUCGCAACGCGGAUCUGUCCGAUAGGGAAAUUUGUUUCUCAGUUAUUCUUGGAUCCCGAUCCCGCGGAUGCGUUCCCAAGUUCGUCAGGGUGAAUGUGACGCGAGCUUUCUUCCGUCAUGUUUGUACAAUCGUAACUGUCAUGGUUGACACAUUUAUGUCACAAUUUUUGGUUUCCCAAUUUAUAUUUAUUCUCUCCCAAUUAAAUUCAUUUAACUAUAUUUAUUCUUCUAAUUUAAUCAUUAGAAUUAUUUAAAAUGGCUGCGCGAUUUAAAGCGACAUCACGAUUUAAUCAUUAAAACAAUCAAGUUCUUUCUUUGAACUCCCACAAUCGAGAAAAAACAUUCGAAUGCAAAGAAUCAUUUUUUUUAACUUCUUCAGUAGUAUACCCGAAAUUUAGUGAUAAAAUAAUAAAUUUUUCUUUUAAUUUAAACAUUUUUUUCUAAUCUACAGUAAAUGGAAGUAAAAAUGAAAUAUAUCUCGUAUUCAUAUUUUUAAAAUUUCUAUUUAAAAAAAUAGCAAUAAAAAAGGAGAAAUCUAAAUAUGAAUGAAAAAAAAAGACAAAUGUAAACAUAUCUAAAUCUAGAAAUCUUUAAAAGAAAUUAUCUUAAAGAGAAUCGCGCAGUCGUUUUAAAUCGUUACAGAAAAGAUUAAUGAGACAGAUCAACAGUCUACAAAGAUUUCUCAUUUAUCCCUCAGAAAUAAUGUAGUGCAAUAUUUUCUGUAAUAUUUCCCGACCUAUCAACGGCUAAAUUUAGUUCAUAAGAAACAAAAAUUUCGUUUUCUUCAGUUAAAAUGCGUUUGGCUCGUUUAUUGUAACGUCUAUUCAACGAUCAAGACCUUUUUUCUUCAUGUUCUUCGUAAUAUAAUAUUUUGAUCGCCGUAUGGAAAAAAGAGUGUCAACCACUGAAGCGGCAAGAUUGUACAGUCGAUUCUCGGGCGACUGCCACGCGCUCACUCGAUGCGCGACACUUUCCUUCAUCGCUCGCCCUUCCGACUUGUCUUCGCGCAACCUGUCUCUCCCUCGACUUCGUCACACGUGUUGCCCGCGGAAGUGCGCGUGAACGAGGCGGGCAACGACACGACGAUCGCGGAGAGUGUGCACGGCGAGUAUCGAUGUCGCGCGCGAUCCGAAUGGGAUAGAUUAUGAUUUGAUCCGCGGCAUUCGAUACGAAAUGGAACGUUUCGAAGCGCCGGCAAUACGCGCGGGGAGCACGUUCGAUAAAUCGCGCGCACGCUAUCCCCCUCCCCGAAAUUGAUACUGUCAGCAAACAAGCUUAUGAUAUUCCUCGCCGUAACGGCACUCGUGUCACGUUCGGGAUAUACGCGGGGGAUCGGACUCGAAAAUCGCGCGCCGCACGGCUACGGUGACGUAUCCGCCGGCUCGCUGCGCGGCUCUCGGGAGGAAGGGAAAGGGAAAAAGAGGUGAAAAGAAGCGAAGAAAUGAGAAAAAGGGGGAGAAAAAAGCCCACAUCGGGAGUCGCGGAAUCGCGGAGACAGCGCGUCGACUUUCACUUUCGCCGAGAUCACGGUGUAUCCGUUUUCGCGCGAGCCUUUUGUAUGUCACUUUCGUAUAGACGCGAAAAGAGAUUUUUUUCUCCGCGGGAUAUAGAUCUACACGUAUAUCUAUACACACAUACACACAUAUUAUAUAUAUAUAUAUAUAUAUAUAUAUAUAUAUAUAGAGAGAGUUUUUAAGAGCGAUUAUGCGAGUUGUUUUUAGAAGAACGGAGUGUA
Odontomachus brunneus is the source of this 7419-nucleotide messenger RNA. It is a transcript of the gene Ddr, whose product is annotated as discoidin domain-containing receptor 2. Bases 1724 to 4591 code for a protein of 955 amino acids. The transcript has 20 exons. Gene Ontology annotation, cellular component: signaling receptor complex. The record is from RefSeq and is a predicted model, not a curated record. Lineage: Eukaryota; Metazoa; Arthropoda; Insecta; Hymenoptera; Formicidae. Gene Ontology annotation, molecular function: collagen binding; protein tyrosine kinase collagen receptor activity; ATP binding. Gene Ontology annotation, biological process: protein phosphorylation; multicellular organism development; positive regulation of kinase activity.